AUGAGCGCUGAUACUAGCCAAACGAAUGAAUACAUUGUAUCGAACAUCAGGGAAUAUAUGCAAAAGGGCAAUUUUUUCGAUCUAUUUCAAGGAAGAAAUGUCAAUGAAAUCUUCGAAGCAGGAUAUCUCAAAAUUGAAGACUAUAUCGAUCUCAUUGAACAAGCUGCGAAUAGCAAGAAUGCUUAUGAAUCAAUUUUCUAUUUACUUAAUGCAAACGUUACAAUAAAUAGUAUUCAUGAUGCAAAUUUAAUUUCCAAAGCAUAUGCUCAACAUUGUAAUCUGAAAAUUUUCAAUUUCCUCAGCAAUACAUUAGAUCAAUCAGAAGAAAAUGUAAGGGAAAUCCCAUUACCAAUAGAACAAAACGAACAACAGAAAGCUCAAAUAUUAGAUCGUGAAGAGAAGAUAUUUGCACACAAAUUUCCAACAAAAAUCGAAUGA
Messenger RNA from Trichomonas vaginalis G3, 438 nucleotides. RefSeq names its product spectrin binding. The transcript has a single exon. The record is from RefSeq and is a predicted model, not a curated record. Lineage: Eukaryota; Parabasalia; Trichomonadida; Trichomonadidae. The coding region runs from base 1 to 438 and encodes 145 amino acids.